UAGUCAUAUUAAAAUUGAAGCCAUCAGCGCGCUCAGUAGCCGCUUGGAUUGCAUUUACAGCGCUCUUCUACUCAGCCGGCAUGGUAAUCCUAAUGUUCGUAGGAUGUAGCAUGAACGACUUUGCCGGUUAUAAGACUGGCACGAGCAAUAACUCUGCCAUGAUCGAGGAAGCAUGUGACCUCAACUGUUCCUGUGAUAAGGAGAAUUUUGCGCCCAUUUGUGGUGUUGACGGACGUAUAUAUAUUUCCACCUGCCAUGCUGGAUGCGAAUCAUCUUCGAUGCGAGAAAGCGAUAGCCGCGUCGUAUUUAGUAAUUGUACUUGCAUUCCAGAUUGUAAGUUUGAAACAUAUGUACAUAUAUAAUUCAUUACAUUUUCGAUGUCGUACACAGCGUAUACGUAAUAUUUUAUUCACAUAAUUUUUUUAUUUUAAUUCAUAUAUGUA
Rhagoletis zephyria (snowberry fruit fly) is the source of this 443-nucleotide messenger RNA. RefSeq names its product solute carrier organic anion transporter family member 2A1-like. Gene Ontology annotation, cellular component: basolateral plasma membrane. The record is from RefSeq and is a predicted model, not a curated record. Gene Ontology annotation, molecular function: protein binding. Gene Ontology annotation, biological process: transmembrane transport; sodium-independent organic anion transport. NCBI's taxonomy places the organism in Eukaryota, Metazoa, Arthropoda, Insecta, Diptera, Tephritidae.